Molecule: messenger RNA, 2226 nt
Organism: Malus domestica (apple)
Lineage: Eukaryota; Viridiplantae; Streptophyta; Magnoliopsida; Rosales; Rosaceae
Product: receptor-like protein 3
Molecular function (GO): protein binding
Source: RefSeq, a predicted model, not a curated record
AUGGCUCAUGGCUUCCUUCUCAUAAUCAUCUUAUUCACGUCCAUUAUAUCUCCAAAUAUCCACGCAUGCAACCAAAAUGAACAUAGCGCUCUCUUGUCCUUCAACCUCACUCUAUCCUCUCCUCCUUUAAAUUGGACUUCCAUUAACUGUUGUAGUUGGGAAGGCAUCACUUGUAAUCCGGAAGGUCGGGUCACCCAUUUGCUCUUACCCUCGAAGGGGCUCGACGGAGUUAUUUUUACCUCGUCAUCCUCACUUGCAAACCUCACGCAUCUCACCCACUUGAAUCUCACCCACAAUUCACUUCAGGGUUCACUUGAAAAUAAACUCUUUGAGUCCUUGAAUUCUCUUGAGAUUCUUGAUUUGAGCUAUAACCUUCUUUCUGGAGAGCUACCUUUGUCUCUAACAUCCAGCAACAUCCGGACACUCGAUUUGUCAAGCAAUCGCUUCCAUGGUCCAAUUCCAUCUUCGUUCUUCAUGCAUGCUUGGAAAUUGACAAGUUUCAACGUUAGCAACAAUGCCUUCUCCAGCAACAUCCCAUCCUCUGUAUGUCUCCAUUCUAACCCCUUGGUUAAAGUGUUGGAUUUUUCCUCAAACCAAUUCAGUGGCAACAUUUACCGUGGUUUUGGGAGGUGUUCCGAACUGCAAAUUUUUCGUGCUGGUCACAAUAAUCUCUCAGGGCCACUUCCAGAAGAUAUCUAUAAUGCCACCAAACUCAAAGAGGUUGCAGUACCUCUGAAUUCUCUACAUGGAGGCAUAAGUGAUAGAAUUGUCAACCUCACCAACCUCGCAAUCCUUGACCUCUCCUUCAAUCAACUAAGCGCAGUGCUCCCUCUCCAUUUGGGGAAGCUCUCCAGGUUAAAAAUUGUACAGCUCGAUUACAACAACCUACAAGGUCCGUUGCCCCAAUCUUUGAUGAAUUGCACCAGCCUUGUAGAACUACGUUUGGGACGAAAUAACUUGGAAGGAGACAUUACCAAGCUUAAUUUCUCCAAACUUGUUCAACUGACUAAACUUGACCUGCGUGUGAACGAGUUCACUGGUAAGUUGCCAAUGAGCCUUUACUCAUGUAGAUCCCUGAAAGCAAUUCGAUUAGGUUCGAACAAUCUAGAGGGACAAAUACAACCUGAGAUUCUUUCGUUAAACUCUCUGUCCUUCCUCUCUCUUAGUGGCACCCGAUUGGAAAAUGUCAUGGGAGCAAUGAAGAUACUGAUGCAUUGCAAAAGUCUUCGAGCACUCCUCCUUACGGAGGCCUUUAACGGUGAAGAAAUGCCAUCUGACGAUGACAUGGUUGGUUUUGAUGGAUUUCAAAAUCUUCGAGUUUUGAGCUUGGCGUCUUGUGAUCUCACCGGUCAACUACCUGCAUGGUUAGCAAAGCUAAAGAAUCUAGAGACCUUGGCUCUGGCAUAUAACAAAAUCGCAGGGACAAUUCCUAGCUGGUUGGGGACUGAUCUACCAAGACUUUUUCAGAUAGACUUGGCAAGAAACCUUAUUUCAGGUGAAUUUCCAAAAGAACUUUGUAGAGUACCGGCGUUGGUACAUCAACCUGUUGCAGCUCAAGAAGACCAUUAUGAACUCGAAUUGCCAAUCUACGAUACCAACCCCGCCGGGGUACUAAAUGCCUAUAGCAGAUUGUCUAACUUUCCUGCAUUUAUAGAUCUUUCUUCCAACAACAUUACCGGUAAUAUACCGUCUGAGAUCGGCCAACUGCAGCGUCUCCAUUCGUUGUAUCUAGACGACAACAACUUCUCCGGCAACAUUCCAGACCAAAUUUCUAACCUUAAGAAGCUCGAAGGUUUGGCUCUCUCCGAGAAUCACUUGUCCGGAAAAAUCCCAUCGUCUCUGGCGAGCCUUAAUUUCUUGAAUGACUUUAAUGUCUCGUACAAUAAUCUCGAAGGUCCAAUCCCAACAAGCACUCAGCUCCAAAGCUUUGAAGCUUCUGCAUUUGAGGGGAAUCCAAAACUUUGCGGUGCACCGCUUCCAAACGAGUGUCGCAUUGAUGCGCAUGAUAAAAAUAACCGAGAUGAUGAGGACGAUGGGCAUCAACUACCGUGGUUCUAUAUUUUCGCUGCGUUCGGGUUUAUUUUCGGAUUCUGGGGAGUAUGUGGUUCUUUGAUCGUAAAGAAGACAUGGAGAUAUGCAUACUUUCGGUUCACAGACAAAGUACAAGAUAGGCUCUAUGUCAUGUUAGCAGCGAGCAUGAAUAGGAUGAAAAUAUGGCUUAGCUAA